AUGGCUUCUUUCAAGUAUCUGAUAUUCGUCGCCUUGGUCGCCCUCAGCGUGUACUCCGCAGUCGCCGAAGAAGCACCAAAAGCCGAAGAACAAGGCGCUGACGCCGCCAGAGUGAAGAAGCACGCUUACAUCGCUGCCCCAGCUUUGGCCUACUCCUCUCCAGUGUACCCGUACGCGUACUCGGCUUACCCAUCGGCUUACCCGUACUCGUACUCGUACCCGGCCGCAUACCCGACCGCUUACGCCUCUUACCCGAGCUACGCUUACGCUCACGACGACGGCAAGUACUGGCCAGGCAAAUACGAGGCAAAGGCAUACUACCCAGCUUACAAGUCCGCCUACCCAGCCGUCUACCACUACUGA
This is a messenger RNA of Macrosiphum euphorbiae (potato aphid), 363 nucleotides long. The record is from the annotation of a GenBank genome assembly. NCBI's taxonomy places the organism in Eukaryota, Metazoa, Arthropoda, Insecta, Hemiptera, Aphididae.